Molecule: messenger RNA, 760 nt
Organism: Rhizopus microsporus ATCC 52813
Lineage: Eukaryota; Fungi; Mucoromycota; Mucoromycetes; Mucorales; Rhizopodaceae
Exons: 5
Cellular component (GO): nucleus; cytosol
Molecular function (GO): protein-N-terminal glutamine amidohydrolase activity; protein-N-terminal asparagine amidohydrolase activity
Source: RefSeq, a predicted model, not a curated record
GAUGAUCGAAAAGGACAAGUGUGUAUAUACCAAAUGCUACUGUGAGGAAAAUAUUUAUAUGCUCUGCAAAGAAAUAGAUGAAAAGUAUCCAGAGAUGUUGGAUAAAUUCACUGUUGUAUUCAUAAGCAAUGAUGAACGAAAGAUACCAAUGUGGGCACAGAAAUCAUGUGUGGAUGAUUAUCCGAUUGUUUGGGAUUAUCAUGUUAUUCUGCUGUUUAGCGGUGAUAAUGGCUUAUUUGUAUAUGAUUUUGAUACCAAACUCCCCUUUCCAUGCAAAGCUGAAAAGUAUAUGAUGGAAUCAUUUAAACCGCAGUUCAUUCUACAAAGCAAGUAUGAAAGAUACUUUCGUUUAAUACCUGCGAGGAGCUAUCUAUACUAUUUUGCUUCUGACAGAUCACAUAUGAUAGGAGCUGAUGGAGCGUAUCAUUCUGAACCACCGAAGUAUGACCCUAUUGUCUCUAAAGACCAACAAAAGAUGAAUCUGGAUAGUUAUAUUUCAAUGAAGGAAAACUCAAUUGAUAAGUAUGGAAGAGUAAUAUCAAGUGAAGAAAUGUUUGCAUUGGCAGGGAUUAUGAUGUACGAAUAAAGUGCUCUAUGAUACCGAAUUCCUCUUUUAUGAGGUGUAAGCAGGUGAAGUGGAUUUCUUUUUAUCAUCUUUAAAUCAACGUGGAUAAAACAAAGUAACAAAAGGAUAAUAUGCCCUAACCUUGUUUGCCGAGAUUCAAUUGAUAAAACAAACUGUCUUCAUAAUCUCUUCCCC